Molecule: messenger RNA, 5902 nt
Organism: Frankliniella occidentalis (western flower thrips)
Lineage: Eukaryota; Metazoa; Arthropoda; Insecta; Thysanoptera; Thripidae
Product: partitioning defective 3 homolog
Exons: 26
Coding region: 204-5159 (1651 amino acids)
Biological process (GO): intracellular protein localization; establishment of centrosome localization; microtubule cytoskeleton organization
Cellular component (GO): adherens junction; apical junction complex; cell cortex
Molecular function (GO): phosphatidylinositol binding; protein binding
Source: RefSeq, a predicted model, not a curated record
UUCAGUCGCGCUGCAGCCGCGUUGCCGUGCGGACCGUAGCCUGCCCGCCGCUGUGUCUGUGCCUCUCGCGCGCCCGCUCGCGUCUCGCGUGUGCGCCGCGGUCGUGUCAGUGCGCGCGCGCGUGUGUCUCUUUGCGUGUGUUUUUGUGUCUGUUGUUGUGUCGAAUAGGAUGAUGCCGGCCCGGUCCUGAGCGGGAGGGCGGCAUGGUGCAGCCCUCGGCCGGCUCUCCGGGGGCGGCCAAGGGCGGCGGCGGGGGCGGGGCCCCCGGGGCCGCGGAAGAGGCGGUGCUGGGCCUGGGCCCCGGCCGCGGGCCCCGCUGCAGCGAUGUGGCCGAGAAGCUGGCGCAGCUGUUCGGCUGGAGGCACACCUACAAGGUGGAGAAGCUGCAGCGCUGCCUGCUGGCCGACCAGCUCCUGCGCCAGCAGCAACUCCAGCAGCUGCGCGCCGGCGCGCGCCCCGCCGAGCAGGACAAGGACAAGGACGCGAAGGAGGGCGUAGACAACAACAACGCCAUCAAGAGCGACGACGAGGUUGACGCCAAGGCGCCGGACACGUGGGUGUCGGUACAGGCCGUGAGCUCGGCCGAGGGAGGCCUCCUCGACCCAGACGAUCGGCUGGCCGAUGUGGCCGACGACAGGGAGACGUUGACGGCCACCUUUGAGGAGGCGGGCAGCGACCAUCCGGGACAGCACACGGGUGGAGAUGGAGCGUCAGGAUCCUCGGUCGGUACCGGCUCGCCAGACAUCUUCCAUGGCACCGAGAGGUACGGCGCCUGCGGCCGCACUGACAUCGAGGUGACCGGUGAGCAGAUGGCGGGCGGCGGGCUGCAGCUGCAGGUGAGGCGGGGCAGCGAGCCCGCGCUCAACCAGCUGCCGGAGGGCCUCGGGGACCGCGCGCCCGCGACGUCGCUGCCGCCACCGUGCCAGCGCAAGGCCGCCUCUAAGCGCUGGUCGGCCGCGCCCAUCAUCAUGGAGAGCUCCGAGUCGCUGCCGCUGUGCCUCAGUCCCAGCAGCCCGCUGGGCUCGCUGGGCAGCCCCGGCACCAUCGACUGGGAGGACGAGUCCCCGCCAAGCCAGGCCGCCGCGCCCCUCGAGCGCCAGCCGCUGCGCGAGUCGCACCUCCGGCCGCCCGCGUACGGCCGCUUCAGCCGCGACGGCGCCAACCGCCUCUCCAUGCAGUUCCUGGGCGAGUCGGCCGGCGGGCUGCGCUGGUGCGACGCGGCCGAGCGGGUGGCCAUGGCCUCGCUGCCCUCCAUGGGCUCCGGUGGGCACGCGGGCGCCGGCCCCAACCGUGGCCAGUCGCUGUCGCUGCCCCGCGACCACCGCCGCAAGGAGCCCCUCGGGCAGGCCAACCACGUCGACAACACGGACGGCGCCGGCGACAGCACCGAGCUCGUGGUGCUCCGGAGCGAGGCGGGUCCCCUGGGCAUUCAUGUGGUGCCGGACUACGACCAGCUGGGCAAGGAACGCGGGCUGCUGGUGCAGGGUAUCGAGCCGGGCGGCCGCGUCGACCGGGACCACCGCCUUCAGGUGUACGACCGCAUCAUCGAGAUCAAUGGCAAAAACCUCCUCAAUAUGCCGUUCCACACCGUCCAAGAUAUUUUCAAAGAUUCCCUUAGAUCUCCUGAGCUCCGAUUACGUGUUGUUAAACAUCGUAGUAGUAUAGCCAAUUACAAUAAAAAGCCUCCUGCACCUGUCUUCCCUAGAUCUUCAUCUGACAAGGAGAAUAUUGCCAUGGUUGAAACAGAGGAAAGAUUAGUUGGAGGUCAACCUAAAGUAGCCACUGUGUCUUCCACAAAAAAAUUGCCUUCCAAUGGAAAUAACAAUGGAGGUCCAGGAUCCUCCGGCACUCUGAUACGCAACACAGCCAACACCCUUCUGGCAGCCAAUACUCGACGAAUGGGGCGCAAGGUGGCUAUUGACUUGACCAAGGGCCCACAUGGGCUUGGUUUCAGCAUCACAACUAGGGAUAACCCUGCGGGGGGCAACUGCCCGAUAUACAUCAAAAAUAUUCUCCCCAAGGGAGCAGCUGUUGAGGAUGGACGGCUGAGGCCAGGUGAUAGAUUGUUAGAGGUGAAUGGAGUUGAGAUGACUGGUAAAACACAGGCUGAAGCAGUGACAGUAUUACGAAAUGCGCCUGCUGGCAGUGUUGUACAUAUUGUAGUUUCUAGGCAAGAUGAUACAAAUACUGCUGGGUCCAGUCCUCAGUCAAACUACACUGAAUCAUCUCCUGAGUCUAGCGAAGAGUUGUCCAACUCUCCGUCUCAGCCAGUGAAUAGUAGCAAUGAAUCACAAGAUAGCAACAAAUCUCCUGGUAGUGAAAAAGGAGUGCACAUUACCAAUGGUUACCAUAAGAGUAAUGAAAAGUCAAGUGAGGAUUCCCUAAUUUAUCCAUGGAAGCACAAAGAAAUACUCCAGUUUGACAUUCCAGUGCAUGACACUGAGAAAGCAGGACUUGGUGUCAGUGUUAAGGGUAAAACCUCUGCAAAUCAUCAAGUAGCACCAUAUGACUUAGGAAUAUUCGUUAAAAGUGUUUUGCACGGAGGUGCAGCUUCAAGAGAUGGUCGAUUACGAACUAAUGAUCAGUUAUUAAAUGUAAAUGGUGUCUCACUGUUGAACCAAUCAAAUGCUGACGCAAUGGAAACAUUAAGACGUGCAAUGCUUCACACUGAAGGACCCAUACCAGGUGUAAUUACAUUAACUAUUGCUCGAAGGACAGGUGCCCCUUCACCCUCAACCCCAUCCAAUGGUACUAAAGAUUCUGUAACAACACCUCAAAGUAUUGAACUAAAUGGAAAGCAUGAGGAUACAUGUACUCCUGACAAUUCUGGAACCAGUGAAAAUUCAGACAACACAGUUAUCUUUCUACCAUACAAAGACCAUAAUCGUGCCACAAAUGGUAGCUUAGAUCGAAGCAUAGAUUGCAGUUUAGAUAAAUCCUUAGAUUGUGUAUCAAUGAGAAAUCCCGUUUUGGAUAGGCUGACAGGCCAAACUCAAAGUGCUAGACAUAAUGAGAGCUAUUAUAGAGCAACGCAUGACACAUCUACUUGGAAUACAACAGCCCUCUUAGCAGGCGGUUCAUCACCUAUUGACAGACCAAUGGGUCACCUGACAAGCCCAACUGUUAAUCCAAGUAAUGGAGAAAUGAUUCUCAUUGAAGAGAGUCCUACUUAUGGAACCCACCAACAUUCUAAUAGUAGAGGCCGUAGACCUGAGAAGGAGGAUAGUCGAAGGCCUAGUGUAUCUAGCCAACAGUCUCAACAAUUCAAGGGUGGACCUCCACCGUUACAGCACCAACAGUCUCAGCAGUCUGAGCAAAGCAAUUGUAGUGAACCGCAUGGAGAUGUUGCAUAUGCAAGCCAACUCUCCCUUGAUGAAUCUGCAGCAGGCUUUUCAAGGGAUGCCUUUGGCCGUCAAAGUAUGUCAGAAAAAAGGCAUGCAACUUUAGAUGCAAAGAACACUGAUACAUACCAACGACAGAAAAAAUUGAGGGAAGAACGAGAAAAGCAGAAACAGAGUGGCUCAGAUCUUGACAGUAGCAAUGAAGGGAUUAAGGUUGCGAAAGCAGCAGGCAUGUUGCGUGCAAAUUCCAUCGAAUCUGUGACGAGUAUUCCCCAGAUUCAGGAAGCCUCUGAGUAUUCUGGUGAUAGGAAGAAAUUUGAACUGGGCCCGUCUUUAGGUAUGAAGAAGUCAUCGAGCUUGGAGUCACUUCAAACUAUGGUGCAAGAGAUCCAAAUGCAGGAGGAUAGCGACCCGGCCUAUUCUUACCGCAACGCCCAAGGUGCGGUGCGCGUCAUCAGAGGCCGCGGCUGCAACGAGAGCUUCCGCGCCGCCGUGGACCGCAGCUACGAGGCGCCCUUCGCCUCGGGAGACCUGCGCGACCGUAUGGAGACUUUGGCUGAAGAGGAUGGCGCCGUGGUGGAUUCUCUGGGGCCGCCGCCCUUCGCCUGCGCACGAGGAGCGCCUCGCCAGUCAUCGCUCAACGCUAUGGACGCCAAGAACAAACUGGGCAAGAAGAAACCUGGCCUGCUGAAGGGCAUUGGCUCAAUGUUCCGAUUCGGGAAGCAUAGGAAACCAUCUGAUAUUGAUUUUGAAAUGGAGACUGAUGAUCCAAUUGGUGACAUGGAGGCUGCUCGUAGAGCUGCGAAAGAUGAACAACAACGUAUUCAGGAACAGUAUAAAAGACUUGUUCAGAGACACAGACAAAUGGAGGAACAGCAACAACAAGAAACAGCUAGUGUAAAUGGUUCUGAUUAUGGCCACACCACUCAUCAAAAUUCAACCCACCAAACUAAUCAUCACCAUUCGCAUCACCACCAUCAUCAACCACACCAACAGCAGCAGCAUAUAUCGUCAUCACAUUCACACCAUAGUCAAUCUCAUGGGGGAGUUGGUGGAAGCAGUAGUGAAGGAUCCCCUGGUGAACAAGGACAGUCUCGAACACAACGUAUUCACCUGUUGCGUGCUCAACAUCAACGUCGGCAUGUUGAAAGGAUGGGUCAGUACCCACUAGAUGAGAGAGAAGAACGUUAUGAGCAAGCCAUUCAGCAGAGAGUGGAUCAACCAUACCAACAUCAGAAACAAAAGCAACCUUCACCAGGUGCAUAUGAUCUGUAUGGUGAAAUGACAAGGCCUGGAAGCAGAAUGGGAAUAACUGACCCAAAUCAACAUUUCAGUCAUUAUGUUAACUAUGAUGAAAUUCAACAACACUUAAAAGAGGAACUCUCUGAACUUGAUAUUUUACAAAUGAGACGUCAGGUUCAACUUCAAAGAAUGAAAGUAGAGGAAGAAAGUCGACGCCAACAACACUAUCAUUCACAGCGUAGAGAUAACAGAGAAUCUCACCAACGGCCUGUAUCUAAUUUUUAUGAAUAUGAGAGUGUGCAGGCCAUGAUGAGAGCAAAUCAACAUCGAAUGAUGGACAAUGGAAACACUAAUUCCCUCCCUCGACGGUCACCUCAAAAUGGAGUACCCCCGUCACAUGGGCAGCAUAGCUCAAGACCUCAAAGUGGAGUUAACAGAAUGUACCCUACGUAUGUACCAGUUAAUGGUUCCCUCCAUCAUCCUUCAGUCAAUAGCUCAAGUAGUAUUCGGCAAGGGCCUUUUGUCACUCAUGUUACUAUUCGUGAAGCUUCACACACACCUGGUUCAAAGGUGUGAAGAAUGCUGCCUUCAAGAUGUUUGGUUACUGCUUGUAUCUCUAUUACUGCUUAGAUUGCCAUGAACAAUGUGUGCCAAGAGUUAGAUUGUGAUAGAUGUGCCGUACAAAAAUUCAUUGGCAAACUGCCUUUUUUAUCAUUAUUUGUCAUAAGCCAAAGAUCAUAGAUAAUGUGCUAUGACAUAAAUGCUGCCCGUGCAACAAAAGAUACUAAGUGUUGAACAAUUUUUUAAAAAAUUUGUCUAUAUUUGUAUUAGUGUAUUUCUUAUUGUCUUCAUAAAACUUUGGCUAUGCAUAGAGGCUGUGCCAAAGUUUGUAAUCCUAAUCUAGUCAUUAACAGUAAUUAUUGAUGUUGCAUGUCCUGCAGCAUAUUAGUCUGCCAUGCUUGUUUGGAAUUGUGUACACAUAAUCAAAAUAUGAAAUUAGGUUUGUGUACAGGUAAAAUAUCUAUUUUUAUCUGGACACCAUUAGUUAUGAGAUUGUGAUAUCAAUUUGAUGCCGUUAUUUUAGAUUUCAUUGAUAGAAUAUUGAUGAACUUGGGACCAAUCAUUAAGUUAAGAAAACAUACAGACUGCAUAGGAGCGCCACAUAUGGCUUUAUUGAAAUUUAGUGUAUUCAACAUGCCUGCCAUCUAAUCCAAAACUGAGUUUACAUCUAAAGUUCACACUCUUCCUCCUACAUACUAGGCUGUGCUUUAAAUUUUACUGACAUUUGGGCUUACAACAAAGCAAUGAAAUUUACUUUA